UGUUGCAUUGAACAUGCUGAUGAAUGCUGUUAUAGUGGAUACUCAAGCAGUGCAGAGGCAUCGGGCCACAAUUUUGGAGUGUGUAAAGGAUUCAGAUUCUUCCAUUAGGAAGAGGUCUCUUGAGCUCAUAUUUCUUCUAGCGAAUGACAGCAAUUUUAAGCCCUUGAUAAAAGAGCUCAUUGAUUAUCUGGAACUAAGUGAUCACGAAUUCAAGGGCAUACUUACUGCCAAAAUUUGUUCCAUUGUUGAAAAGUUUUCCUCAGACAAAAUGUGGUACAUUGAUCAUAUGCUCAAGGUUCUUUCUGUGGCUGGAAACUUUGUGAAGGAUGAAGUAUGGCAUGCCCUUAUUGUUGUAAUAAGCAAUGCAUCUCAACUCCAUGGAUAUACCGUAAGGUCCCUUUACAGGGCAUUCCAAACAUCUAGUGAACAGGAAAGUCUUGUUCGAGUGGCAGUUUGGUGCAUUGGAGAAUAUGGGGAAAUGUUGGUCAAUAAUAUUGGGAUGCUUGACAAAGAAGAGCCAAUUACU
Nelumbo nucifera (sacred lotus) is the source of this 526-nucleotide messenger RNA. The record is from RefSeq and is a predicted model, not a curated record. Lineage: Eukaryota; Viridiplantae; Streptophyta; Magnoliopsida; Proteales; Nelumbonaceae.